AUGGGAAGGUGUUCGCUGUUUGAUCUGGAGCGGCACUUCGCCUUCUAUGGAGCUUAUCACAGCAACCCAACUAACAUUCUGAUUCACAUGAUAUUCGUCUGGCCGAUUCUCUUCACUGCCCAAUUGAUUCUCUACUUCACGCCUUCUUUACAGCCCAAGUUUGAGUUCUCCCUCUUGGGGAUCGAUGCCUUUCUAGUUCUCAAUGUCGGGUUGUUGUUUACAGUGAUCUAUGGUGUUUUCUAUAUCUGUUUGGAUAAGAAAGCUGGCUCCUUGGCUGCUCUGCUUUUGCUCUUCUGCUGGGUAGCCAGCAGCUUCUUGGGUUGCUGGCUCGGAUUCUCCCUUGCUUGGAAGGUUGUUGUGGUUGCCCAGAUAGUAUGCUGGACUGGACAGUUCAUUGGGCAUGGUGUCUUUGAGAAACGAGCACCAGCUCUUUUGGACAACCUCAUUCAAGCAUUUCUAAUGGCUCCCUUCUUUGUGUUAUUGGAGACUCUGCAGACCUUCUUCGGUUAUGAACCGUACCCUGGAUUUCAUGCAACUGUUCAGGCCAAGGUUGAUACUGAGAUCCGUGAGUGGCAAGAGAAGAAGCAGAAGUUACUUAAUUAA
Messenger RNA from Linum tenue, 603 nucleotides. The record is from the annotation of a GenBank genome assembly. Lineage: Eukaryota; Viridiplantae; Streptophyta; Magnoliopsida; Malpighiales; Linaceae.